AUGAUUAAUAAUCUCCAGCGGGUGUUUGCCUCGGGUCUCUCUGGCGUCGAUGACGUUGCGGACUACGUCGCCAAGUACAAGGCCCACUUGAGGUCGGAAAUGGCCCAGCUCGAGAAGGACACGCAAGCACAUCAUCUGGAGGUUCCCCAGGCCAAUGCUCGGGCAGCUAAGAUUGUGUCUGACAUUGCGCAAUUGCGAGAACGGGCCGACACCACCGAGGGCCAGAUCACAGGCAUGACGGCGGCCAUUAAGCGUCUAGACGACGCCAAACAGAACCUCGUCACCUCCAUCACCGUUCUCAAACGACUGCAAAUGCUGUCUACAGCUUACGACCAGCUGGUGGUGUUGGUUGACCGAAGAGAUUACGAGGAUGUGGUGCCUCAUCUGGCUGCUGUCAACGAGCUUAUGGCGUACUUCAAGCCGUACAGAACCAUUGACCACAUUGCAGAGCUCAGUAAACGGGUCACCGAAACCGAGUCUCAGCUCGGAGAAAAGAUCCUGGAGGACUUCCAAAAGGCCCUGGAUGGCUCUUCAAACGUACAGCCCUCGUCUCUGGUCUCUGCAUGCUCGGUUCUGGAUGUUAUUGGAAACGGGUUCCCUCAGAGACUACAAGAUUGGUACACAAAUACACAACUCAAGGGCUACCGGACAAUUUUCUCGGCGUCCGACGAAGCUGGUUCUCUCGACAACAUUGCCACUCGGUUCUCCUUUUUUCGGCGACUGCUCAAUGAACACGACACUGAACGAGCCAAGUACUUUGCGCCCAGCUACAACAUUGAUGUCGCGUUAUGCAAGGGCUUCUGCACAACCACCCGGUCGGACGUGUCGUCCAUUUUACAGGGCCUCGGUAAGUCUGUCGACGUCAAACUCCUGCUGGACGCACUCAAUGAAACACUCACCUUCGAACAGACUCUAGACAAGCGGUUCAAGACCCGUGCUCGGGAGGGAACGGUGGACCUGGACUCUCUCAAAACCAUCUCCUUGGCAUUUCAACCUCAUCUCAAUGUGUGGAUUGCUCACCAGGACAAGAUUUUGUCUUCCAAGCUGCAGGGUUACAGAAUGCCCCAGCCCCACACCGAAGAUGGAGACUCCAAGCCAGAUGUUCUACCUUCGUCCGCAGAUCUGUUCUUCACAUAUAGACAGAUGCUGGAGCAAACGGCUAAACUCAGUACUGGCCCUCCUCUGCUGGAUCUGUACCGUCUGUUUGCACGUCGCCUGGACAAUUACGCCAAUUCUGUGGUGCGAGGAACACUGCCUCAGAGAGUCACCGACGAAGAGUCUCUGUUUACAGCAUGCAUUGUUCUUAACACAGCGGAGUACUGCACCCAGACAGUGGCACAGCUGGAGGACAAGCUCACAGACCAGAUUGACGCCAAUCUCAAGGACAAGGUGUCGUUUGAUCCUCAACGAGAUACCUUCAUGACCAUCAUCAACGAGUCCAUUGCCGCUCUGGUUGGCAAGAUUGAACACGAUCUGGACUACUCGUGGCGAGAGAUGAAAAACACAAACUGGAACAUCAACACAGUGGGAGACUCGUCGUCUUACGUUCGUCAGUUGUGUCAGGUCCUGUCCACUGACGCUCGACAGAUUCUCAACGCAAUGGACAAGCCUGCAUUUGCCGGUAUCUUCUGCGACAGGGUGGUUGAGGUGGUGUCAUCGGCCUUCUUGCAGGGCAUCAUUGACUGUCGGCCCUUGACAGAGGUUGCUGCUGAGCAGCUACUGGUGGAUUUAUUUGUCAUCAAGGAGGCCCUCACCAAACUGCCCACUCUCAAGAGCACAGAGGAUGGUGAACCAAACCAGCCCUCGUCUCGGUACGUUAAGAAUGUUGCCAACGUGAUUUCGCGCAUUGAGACACUUCUGAAGGUAGUCCUCACCCGACCUGCGCCGCGCGACGGUCUUAUUCAAAACUACUUCAUUCUUGUUGGGGACAAGUCGCGCUCCAACUUUGUCAAAAUUCUGGAGCUCAAGGGCAUUCCUCGGUACGAACACAACGCCUAUCUUGAGCAGUUUCAUCUGCUUCUUGGAGAGCAAGAGAAUCUCGUGGACGAUUCGCCCAUCAUGAGUGCCGUUAAACUUACGGCUCUUCCUUCCAUGGAGCGCAAACCCCCUAGCUCGCCCAACAUUCCUCUUUUUGACACCAAGAACAUCUUGUCGGGCUUUUCCCGAGACGGCAUUAGCAGUCUUUCCAAAAAGGUGAGACGUGGAUAA
Molecule: messenger RNA, 2208 nt
Organism: Yarrowia lipolytica CLIB122
Lineage: Eukaryota; Fungi; Ascomycota; Dipodascomycetes; Dipodascales
Biological process (GO): retrograde transport, endosome to Golgi
Cellular component (GO): GARP complex
Source: RefSeq, a predicted model, not a curated record